This is a messenger RNA of Miscanthus lutarioriparius, 2109 nucleotides long. The record is from the annotation of a GenBank genome assembly. Lineage: Eukaryota; Viridiplantae; Streptophyta; Magnoliopsida; Poales; Poaceae.
AUGGCCAUGCCCAACCCACGAACGGUGUUGACCUCCGCGCCGUCACCGCCCGCCGGCUGCUCCUCCUCCACCACCUCCUGGUCGGCGCCGGCGGAGUUCAUGGCGCCGGCGCCUCCGUCGCCGUCCGACGGCGAGCUGCUGCGCUCGCUGCACCGCCUCGCGCGGGACCUGUCCGCGGCCGCCGAGACGCCGGCCCCGUUCCUGCGCGGCGCGCUCGCGCCCAUCACCAGGCGGUCCAGGCUCCUGGCCGCCGCGUUCGACGACCUGGUCCUGUGCGCCGCGGCGGCCGGGGGGGACAUGCCGCGGUCCGCGUCGCUGUGCCUCCGCGAGGUGCUCCUCGUGCUGCAGCGCUUCAAGGCGCUGGCCGCCGACUGCGCCGCGCGGAGCCGGAUGCAACUGCUGCUGCAGUCGGACGAGAUCGAGGAGGAGGUAAGGGAGCUGCACCAGGACCUGGCCACGCUGCUCGACCUCCUGCCGGGAGUCGAGCUGGGCCUUGCCGACGACGUCAUCGACCUGCUGGACCUCGCGUCGCGCCAGUGCAGGCGGUUCGCGCCGUCUGUGUCUGUCCAGGCGGAGCAGGCUCUCAAGGCCAGAGUGCUCUCGCUAAUACAGGAAAUCGAGCGGGAGAUCGUGCCGGAGCGGGAGAGGCUGCGGGAGAUCCUGGAGGAGGUGGGCAUCAACGACACCGCGACCUGCGGCGAAGAGAUCGAGAGCCUCGAGCGGGAGAUCGGCGACCGCGCCUCGGAGAGGUGGACGGACGCCAUGAUCGCGCUCGUCGGGCUGCUGCGGUACGCCAAGUGCGUCCUGUUCAGCGCCACGCCCCGGCCUCCUUCGGAUUCCAAGCCGGACCCCGAGGUCGACGAAGAAGGGGAGCCCCCGGCACCGCCGCCGGACUUCCGCUGCCCCAUCACCCUCGAUAUCAUGCGCGAGCCCGUCGUCGUCGCCAGCGGCCAGACGUACGACCGGGACUCCAUCUUCCGGUGGUUCGACUCCGGCAAGUCAACGUGCCCCAAGACAGGGCAGGUCCUUACCGUUUUGGAGCUCGUGCCCAACAAGGCGCUCAAGAACCUCAUCGCCAAGUGGUGCCGGGAGAACGGCGUCGCCAUGGAGAGCAGCGAGGCGAGCAAGAGCGAGCCGGCGCAGGCGGUGGCCGCGAACAAGGCGGCGCUGGAGGCGGCGCGCAUGACGGCGUCGUUCCUCGUGAAGAAGCUCUCCAUCUCCUUCUCCCCGGACGCGGCCAACCGCGUCGUGCACGAGAUCCAGCUGUUGUCCAAGUCCGGCGCCGACAGCCGCGCGUUCGUCGGGGAGGCCGGUGCCGUGCCGCUGCUGGUGCCCCUGCUCUACUCCGAGGACGCCGGGCUCCAGCUGAACGCCGUCACGGCGCUGCUCAACCUCUCCAUCCUCGAGGCCAACAAGAAGCGCAUCAUGCACGCCGAGGGCGCCGUGGAGGCGGUCGCCCACAUCCUUAGCUCCGGCGCGACUUGGCGCGCCAAGGAGAAUGCGGCGGCCGCCGUGCUCAGCCUCGCGUCCGUGCACACCUACCGGCGCCGCCUCGGCCGGAACCUGUCCAUCGUGGAGAAGCUGGUGCAUCUGGUCCGCACCGGUCCGACGAGCACCAAGAAAGACGCGCUGGCCGCGCUGCUGUCGCUGGUGGGCGAGAGGGAGAACGUGGGAAAGCUCGUCGACGCCGGCGUCGCGCAGGCGGCGCUGUCCGCGAUCAGCGAGGAGGAGACCGCGGCCGCGGUGCUGGCCGCGCUGGCAAAGCGCGGCGGCGCGGAGGCGAUCGUGGGCAUCGACGGUGCCGUGGCGCGGCUGGUGGCCGAGAUGCGGCGCGGCACGGAGUGGGCCAGGGAGAACGCGACGGCGGCGCUGGUGCUCCUGUGCCGGCGGCUGGGCGCGCGCGCGGUGACGCAGGUGAUGGCCGUGCCCGGCGUGGAAUGGGCCAUCUGGGAGCUGAUGGGCACCGGCACGGAGCGCGCCCGCCGCAAGGCCGCGUCGCUCGGCAGGAUAUGCCGCCGGUGGGCCGCCGCGUCGGCCGCCGACGGCGAGCGGGGCAGCGUGUGCCCGGCCGCCAGCAGCGUCGUGCCUCCGGCCAUGAUGGCGUCGUAA